Nelumbo nucifera (sacred lotus) is the source of this 604-nucleotide messenger RNA. Its product is annotated as heavy metal-associated isoprenylated plant protein 39-like. NCBI's taxonomy places the organism in Eukaryota, Viridiplantae, Streptophyta, Magnoliopsida, Proteales, Nelumbonaceae. Gene Ontology annotation, molecular function: metal ion binding. The record is from RefSeq and is a predicted model, not a curated record.
UAAUAAGAGGGUCUAGACUAUUUAGACCCAGAAGAAAAGAAAGGGCCACAUAUGGAUAUAUAGCCGCCCCAUUGGAGGAACGGAGGGUAGUGUCGUAGUGGGACGCCAGCAUGCAGCAUACGGCCUUUUGAGUCUCUCUGACUUCGACUUCCGUUCUUCUUUAACCAUAAAUACAGAGACAGUGAGACAAAAACCUCCCUUCCAAGUUCCAACUUCUCGCCCUCUCUUCAAAAGCCCAAAACCCACUUCAUCUGCAACCAAGUUCUUGGAGAGCGCCGUUUGAUUCCCCCUUUUUAAUCUUCAAAUGGUACAGCAAAAGGUGAUCCUCAAGCUCCUGACCAUGACAGAUGCCAGGACGAAGCAGAAAGCUAUGGAAGCUGUUGCUGACAUCUUCGGGGUAGAUGCAAUUGCAGCUGAUCUGAAGGAGCAGAAGAUUACGGUCAUAGGAGAAAUGGAUGUGGUUAAAAUCGCCAAAAGAUUGAAAAAACUAGGGAAAGUAGAAAUAGUAUCAGUUGGGCCAGCUAAAGAAGAGAAGAAGGAAGAGAAGAAGGAGGAGAAGAAGGAAGAAAAGAAGGAAGAGAAGAAGGAAGAGAAGAAGGAAGAG